Molecule: messenger RNA, 811 nt
Organism: Nymphaea colorata (pocket water lily)
Lineage: Eukaryota; Viridiplantae; Streptophyta; Magnoliopsida; Nymphaeales; Nymphaeaceae
Exons: 3
Coding region: 229-543 (104 amino acids)
Source: RefSeq, a predicted model, not a curated record
UCUCUCUCUCUCUAACCGAACCGCCAACCGCCAGGUUUGCUUGAGAACGUCGGGUUCUCCUCUUCCAUGAGCGCUGUCGAUUGGGAACCACCCAAUCUUCUGGCGGACCGCCGCUCGCUCCCCCAAAAACAGACCCUUUCUGUUCGUCUUCCUUUUUAACCCUCUCCUCAACGUCCUCCAACUUGCCAUCUCCCAUUGCCAGCCUGCACGCCCAUUCUUUCCCAGGACAUGGAUCAGAGAAUGGAGGUACAGAGCACCCCUCUUUCUCUCUGUCCCUCUCCCCCCGUACCAACUAUGAUUCAUCAAAAUGACAAGCCGUGGAUGGCUGUUCCGCAGUUCGGCGGGUGGGAUCAGAAGUCGGGCUCGCCGGAUUACUCGAUGGUCUUCUCGCGGGCGAGGGCAAACCGCAAGCAGGUGAAGACCACCAUCAACAGGGCAAGCCUCGGCACUGAAGAGGAACUCAAGGCGCUGCAGCAGCGUGAUGGUGACCACCAUCAGCCGAGAAAGAAGAUAUUCACGUAUUUAUGCUGCAUGAGGGCAUAAACAUACUGGACUCUCUCAGUUAUUUAGUCAUACUUGAUCCAUGUCAUGCGAAAGAUGUUGAAAAAUACUUUUCAAUCAUCAGAUUCAGGCAACUCAGCAUAAGAGGUGGCAGCUUUUUGCAGCAAAACAGUGCAUUGUUUCUGGAAUUUAGAACUUACAUAUGAAUGACUUCUGCUGAAUUUUCUUUUGGAUCAUGUAUAUGAUGUAUCAAACUAAGAAACAAUCAAUGCAUAUGCUGUUCCUGUAUAUACUAACACCAUGGUUUGAG